UGGUCGCAAAAUGUGCAGUGUGAUAUCGAAAGUGCCGACCAUGUUUAUGAUGUGCAUUUCUUGGUCUGGACUACUGGAUGUGAAAACGCAAUAUUUGGAAUUCUCAAUCUAGACAUAGGCCAAGACAUAUUUACAGUAGAGGUUAUUUAUAGAAACAGCUGUUAUUUUAUGCUGGAUUUCCGGAAAUCCUCGCUAUCAGAGGUAGCGUGUUCAGCAUAUAGAGUAUCGAUCGAGUUGGACCCGGUAAAAUCGUGGGUGAGUGGAGAUCAUGUCGGCGUUCUUCUCUUGUAUCGGGGGCAAAAAUCCACUGAAGAAAUCAAAAAAGAAAAAAGGAAAAGAGCCUGAAGACAGAAAGAGAAAGCCAGAACCAGUCCCGGAGAAAGAGGACGAUGAAGCGACCCCUGUUGUCGAGGAAAUCAAACCCGAGGAGGCUCUACCAGUUCAGAAGUCGCCACUCCAGGUAAACAUAGAAAAUGCCAAACUUCGGCAGGUUGAGAAAGCCCAGGAAAGCCAUUCGAAGGCGGAGGAACCUGUCAGUCCACUACUCAAGGAGCUCCAUGAGAAAUUCCAACAGAGGAAGGACAAAUCCAAGGUCGGUGCGGACGGCGACCAGAGUAACAUUUUACCGGAGGAGAGCCAGCGGGAGAGCAAGCCGGACAAUAUCGCUCCGGCGGGUGAGGUGGCUAAACAAAAUCUGCCAAAGAACUUCGCGAAGAAUGCCGUACCGGCCGUGUCGAGUCAGGACCAUGAACCGGAGCUUUGUCUGAUGAGGACACGUGUAACGCAGAUGGAGCGCGAGAAUGACCGUCUCAAGGCCACAAUAGAUGAACUCAAGGACGCAAAGAGCACAGAGGUUGAGGAAUCUGCCAAACUCAUGGGGAAAUUACGGGUCGAAGUGGAUACUCUGAAAAAGGAAAAAGACGAUCUAUUAGUUGAAGUGGAAACUCAGCGUGCAAGAGCAGAAAGUUAUAUUAAUGCUAAUGCUAGAAGUGACCAAGAGAAUGAUUUGGACAAUGCUAAAGGUAGAGAGGAAAUUCUGGAGGCUAUAGGUCAUUUAGACAGGGUUUGUUCUGCGUACGAACCGGUCGUUGAGAAAGUAGAGAAGAUCGAAGAGGAUUUAGACCGUGAGCGUAAGGAUGAAAAAUUAUCAGAAAGGUUGGAAAUAAUCGAAGGGAAUCGGGAUAAAAUCAGCGAUGAUGUCAUGGGUUUGCUCAAGAGUCUCCAAGAACUGGAAUGUCGGAUCAUUCGCCUCGAGGUCAGCAAGGACGACGAGGAGGCUAUGGAGGCGAUUUCAAUGAAGGUAGUCCAGCGACUGUCGGUGGCAGAAGAAGAUCACUCGAGCUUGACAAGGGAGGUAGGUGCUCUCUCACAUUCCUACUCUGACAUGGAGCUAAGGCUAACGCAAAUCGAGGACCAAAAGAACGCCCUAAGUGCCCAGGUUGAAGCGUACUCUGCAGAAACAGCUCAACUUAAACAAACCAUUGAGGACCAAAUGAAAAUGCUGAACCUCCAGGAAGGGGCACUAACAGAGGCUUCCACAUUCGGAGCACAAAAACAGGAGGAACUAAAAGAGGUUUCCUCACGAUAUGAAAAAGCAGCCAUACAAUUGAAAGAGGAGGAGGAGAAAUACUCGAGGUUGGAGGCAGACAUGAAGGACAUUCGACAGAAGUAUCAAGACCUCAUGGAGCGGCUUAUGCGGAUUUUGUACAGGGGUGUGACUGCUGACGAGGUGAUAGAAAGGGAAGAUGUCAACCUCGUCACGAUGAAAGUCGAUGAAGAUAUUCCGAUCGCCAUUUCUGAAAGAUUUCACAAGGAACUCUACUGCGAUAAAUGGGCAAACGCCUUCGAGAAACUGAACACGACAUUCAAAAGGGACGAGAAAAAGGCUCUGCAGAUCCUCAUGGACUUCUGCACGGAGGUGUACCUUCACUGUCGACGUAUAGCCCGCCAGCAGAUAGACAUGGUUUGGUCACUCCUGUGUAACCCGACAGCGGCCCAGGUCCGCGGAGGCCUCUCUCGGAGGACAUCCACGGCGAAGCUGCCUCCUCCUGACUCCGUUCCUGCUGUACUUCGGGACCUUAUAUCGGAGUACCGUCGAAAACCCAGCAAGGAAUUCGUGGAUCACCUUUAUGAUGAUUUCCUUGGACAGCUGGACUUUGAGAAAUCUCGUCAUCUACGUAACGUACACGAACGAGAAGUGAAUGAGAUUAAGUCGUACAUCAGGAAGUGUUUGGAGCUGAGCUGGGAAAUGGUUGUACAGCAGCCCCCCAUGUAUCUUCAGUUCAAGGUAAGACAUGGGUCAGAGGCAGAUAACUCCAAGUUCAACUUCUACUCCCACUCUGGACACAAGACGGACUAUCUGGUGUGGCCGGCCCUUCUUAGGGAUGAAAAUGGACCCCUCCUGCAGAAAGGAGUCAUACAAGCGAUCCCAGAUAAACCCUGAAGCUGGCAACUCUCCAACUCAUUCGAUCAUCAUGUCACGGAACUUAGUAACACUUCUCAUUUCAGGGACAGGAUCAUACGAAUUCCCACAACAUACAAUAGUUCAGUGAUGUUGACUAGACCUAGUUUAUCAUGUUCAUCGUGUAGGUUUCUGUUGAUAUUGAACCAUAUUACCAUUUUACAAUAUCCAUGAUUGUAAAUAGAUGCCCAUAUGUUUAUUGAUUGAACGCAUGAAGGUGUCUGUAGUGUGAAGUAUGGUGUAUGGCAGGUCAGAGUAUGCCUAUCAGUGUUACCCGGAAUGUAUUUGGGGUUUGAACAGGGUUUACCAGCUCCUUAUAUAUAAGUCAUGUUCACUUUCACGGAAUGAUUGUUAUUUCCAAGUUAAAUACCUUCACUAUGGUGUAAAUGACUCAAUUAUUAUCAGAAUGGAUUUCAUACAGUAGGGUCUUUUUGAUUGAUUAAACCUUUAUACAAAAUGUACUUAGAAUGUUCGUGGAUAUAAACAUUUAAAUCAUCUUGUCACAGUUAUAUUAUUAGUAGAACUUGUGGAUGUUGGAAUAAGGAAGAAUAUUGACUGAAAGUGGGAGUUGUGUAUCUAAUGUUAUAAGUUGUGAGCGAUCGUUAUAGUAAUAUGUUGUAUGGGUGGGCAUUGUGAGUGACCGUUAUAGUAAUAUGUUGUAUGGGUGGGCAUUGUGAGAGACCGUUAUAGUAAUAUGUUGUAUGGGUGGGCAUUGUGAGCGACCUGUUAUAGUAAUAUGUUGUAUGGGUGGGCAUUGUGAGAGACCGUUAUAGUAAUAUGCUGUAUGGGUGGGCAUUGUGGGCGACUGUUAUAGUAAUAUGUUGUAUGGGUGGGCAUUGUGGGCGACUGUUAAAGUAAUAUGUUGUAUGGGUGGGCAUUGUGAGUGAUCAUUAAAGUAAUAUGUUGUAUGGGUGGGCAUUGUGAGAGACCGUUAUAGUAAUAUGCUGUAUGGGUGGGCAUUGUGGGUGACCGUUAUAGUAAUUUGUUGUAUGGGUGGGCAUUGUGAGUGACCGUUAUAGUAAUAUGUUGUAUGGGUGGGCAUUGUGAGAGACCGUUAUAGUAAUAUGCUGUAUGGGUGGGCAUUGUGGGCGACUGUUAUAGUAAUAUGUUGUAUGGGUGGGCAUUGUGAGUGACCGUUAUAGUAAUAUGUUGUAUGGGUGGGCAUUGUGGGCGACUGUUAUAGUAAUAUGUUGUAUGGGUGGGCAUUGUGAGUGACCGUUAUAGUAAUAUGUUGUAUGGGUGGGCGUUGUGAGUGACCGUUAUAGUAAUAUGUUGUAUGGGUGGGCAUUGUGACCGUUAUAGUAAUAUGUUGUAUGGGUGGGCAUUGUGAGUGACCGUUAUAGUAAUAUGUUGUAUGGGUGGGCAUUGUGAGUGACCGUUAUAGUAAUAUGUUGUAUGGGUGGGCAUUGUGGGCGACUGUUGUAGUAAUAUGUUGUAUGGGUGGGCAUUGUGAGUGACCGUUAUAGUAAUAUGUUGUAUGGGUGGGCAUUGUGAGUGACCGUUAUAGUAAUAUGUUGUAUGGGUGGGCAUUGUGAGUGACCGUUAUAGUAAUAUGUUGUAUGGGUGGGCAUUGUGAGUGACCGUUAUAGUAAUAUGUUGUAUGGGUGGGCAUUGUGAGUGACCGUUAUAGUAAUAUGUUGUAUGGGUGGGCAUUGUGAGUGACCGUUAUAGUAAUAUGUUGUAUGGGUGGGCAUUGUGAGUGACCGUUAUAGUAAUAUGUUGUAUGGGUGGGCAUUGUGAGUGACCGUUAUAGUAAUAUGUUGUAUGGGUGGGCAUUGUGAGUGACCGUUAUAGUAAUAUGUUGUAUGGGUGGGCAUUGUGAGUGACCGUUAUAGUAAUAUGUUGUAUGGGUGGGCAUUGUGAGAGACCGUUAUAGUAAUAUGUUGUAUGGGUGGGCAUUGUGAGUGACCGUUAUAGUAAUAUGUUGUAUGGGUGGGCAUUGUGAGUGACCGUUAUAGUAAUAUGUUGUAUGGGUGGGCAUUGUGAGAGACCGUUAUAGUAAUAUGUUGUAUGGGUGGGCAUGUUCUUACACUAACACUACAUUAUAACUAUAUACACAGUAUAAGAAAAAAAAACACUUUUGCAACAUUAUAUCUACAGUCCGUGUUAGUGAUGGAGACAAUCUGCUUCACCUGUUAUACUCCAUUUUACUUUAUUUAUUUUUGUUUGUUUACUUACAUAGAAUACACAGGCAGCUAGCCGAAUUUAUUCAUGGAUAUUAAAAUCCUUUUUAAUAAUUUACUUAGGAUUCAACUUAAGUGCUUAUGUUUGUAGAUCGCUAGGUCGAAAUACUCGCCAUAUCACUCCGGAAAGUAGUAUGUAGACGGAAGGUAUAUAAAGGAUAUUUACUUAACACUAGUGCAUCACGUCUUCCAAAUAGAAACAAUCACAUUCGUCCUUGUUAAGAUGUAAGAUGAGAUAGGCUUUUUGAUCUUUUCGAAAAUUCACUAGCAUAGGAACUGAUGUUUAGGUCAGUUUAAUAUGAAAUAGAUCAAUAAAUCGUCAACUUAGUAGACGUGGAACUUUUACGAAUUCGAACUGCACUUCCGGGAACUCUAGGUUUUUCUUUAAAUUGGCCGUGUUGAUUAUGUAUCUGCCUUGAGACGUUAACUACUCACCACUAUGCCGCUUACUGAUGGUGCUACUCUGUGUAAUUGUGAUGACUACACUAUGUUUAGUCGAUGCUUUCUUCCUUAGACUGUUGCUGCUCAUUGUACAAUGUACACACCGCUUGUCUUAUUUAUUAAGAUUUACGGUAAGAGUAAUUUUAAGAGAAAGUCAUAUUUCACGGGAUGUCUCAUGUUGUUAAACUUUUACUGUUUUACAUGUUGUUUUGUAGGCAAGUCAAUAUAUUAUAUUGUUCACACCCAAUAAUUGUAUGUGAUAUUUCACAUUACUUUAGGAAGUUUUAAUGCAGAUUUGAUGGAUUGGUGGAUGUAACUAUAGUGAACUUUAUUGGCUAUACAUGUAUGUAUGUAUCGGAUAACAGCUGUGGAAACAACACUAAAUACUGGCGAGGGAUUUCGCGCGAGUAAGGUUGUGCCGUUAAAAUGUCCUUUACGUAUUGUAGCCAUUUUAGUCUUGUGCCGAUAGAACGAUGUAUGAUAUGUGUAAUGCUGAUUGGAUGGUAAAUACUUGUGUAGUUCUGUUAAUAGGACGAGUCCGGUGUAGUCUUGCGUUGUAGGGUCAGGGAUGCAACGUGUAGUUUGAAGAUCAUGCGACGUUAAUUGGACGAUGGUUGUCACGUGUACGGCGUGGAUUGGAUGAUGACCGUCACGUGUGGUGAAUCUUGCGUCAAUUGGACAAUGUCUGUCACGCGAACGGUGUGCUGAGUCUUUAGUGGAUUGGCAGUGGCUGUCACGUGUAGUGGUGAGUCCGACAUCGAUUGGACGAUUGAUUUGCACAUGUGCAGCAUUAGGUGAUGGUUCACAGACUGUUAUAGGUUCUAUCUAGUCUGCAAACAUGAAUGUAGACAUGUUGUCGAGUUAGACACGAGGUGAAUACGUAUCUCUUAGUAAGUAGAACCGUGACAAGGAUGUUUGGAGAGUGCCUCUACCAAGUUAGCAUAUAUCAAUCUGCUCAUUGGUAUUGUGAAUGAUAUGUAAUGAGUCGGGCCCUUGGUAAUCUCAGGCCAGUGGUAAUCUCGGGUCAGUGGUAAUCUCGGGUCAGUGGUAAUCUCGGGCCCUUGGUAAUCUCGGGUCAGUGGUAAUCUCAGGCCAGUGGUAAUCUCGGGUCAGUGGUAAUCUCGGGCCAUUGGUAAUCUCGGGCCCUUGGUAAUCUCGGGUCAGUGGUAAUCUCGGGUCAGUGGUGAUCUCGGGCCCUUGGUAAUCUCACCCCGACAUGUAUAGACUGUUUAUGUUAGUAACUUGUGUAAAACUCGAGAAUGACUGUUAUGUUGUUUUCCUGAGUUAUUCCCCUUUUAACAUUACUAAUAGCUUGCCAGAAUCCGUGUUUCCGUGUUUUUUUCUUAAUAUCAAUGUAAAUAUGUGUGAUUUUAUUCAUUUGAUCAUUUCAAUAUAUUAAUUGGUGCAUAUUGUAGAGUUAGAGAAAUCGACCACAGUGUUAAAGCAACCUGUGGUGCAAGUCUAUUAGAGAAUGGUUCAUCUUUAAUUGACAUGUAUAAUCAAAUAUCGUUGUAAUCAAAUCUUCCUGCUGGAUCUAAUUUAUUUCAUCAGACAUUUUAUAUCGUUUUUAUCAUCUUUGCGCUCGUAUUUUUUUUAACAAUACGACUAAUCACCAUUGCGUAAUGGGAAAUUUUAUUUAUAAACGGAAUGACGUCACCCUAUCAAUUUGACGUACAGGAAAAUUAUGGUUUUUACCAAAGGGCCAAACACCACAAUGAAGUCGAUUGGACUUCAACCAACUACAGGAAAGUACUCCAGAUUACGUCAUAGAAUGAUAUCAGUCAGCGAGAACGGUGUUGAUGAUUGCGCUCAUGGCCCAGUGAUCUCUUAUUAAUUUUUGUUAUUGUUAGGUUGCUUAUUGCCUCCAGAGUGCUUUUUGUGAUAUGUCAUUUUUAUUAUGUCAAGCUGUCGCUUUUGUUGUGUUCAUGGGGUGUAUUUUAUUGAACUUGAUUUACAAAUUACAGUAUUGGUUAAUAUUUAAUGCCACGCAGUGUAAUUACUGUGAGUCUACACUUGUUUUAGCUAUAUUUGUUGUUUUAGCGUGUUUUUAAUGUGACAAAGUGCAAUACACCUUAAACAAAAUCCACAAUGAGUUUACUUAACACCAUACCAUAGCGUGUAUCAACGUCAACUUCGGACAUCUGUUUAUUCGUCUGAAGCUGGUGUGUGUGACAGGUCUCAACCUAUUGUCCCGAGGAUGCCGUACGAGAACGAGUGUGUCUGACGUCAUAUAUUUUUGUGUGACAUAAAUCGCAUAUUUGUAUUUUCAUCUUAAACGGUUACAACACUUGUGAUGUAUUCAUUUGUACUUAACACUUAACCACAGGAGUCAAAGUUGUGUUGUCAGCUAAGACUUUGUCACACUUAUAUAUGAAGCAAGCAAAUGGCUCCUAAUGAGAAAUUUUAUGUUUAUAUUGUAUUGUCCUCACGAUACUGUACACGGAGCUGAUAGAAGGUCCUAGAAUUUUAUAUUGAGUUAUCAGGAUAGAAAAUGAGAAAUAUAAUUGCAUGGAUAUUUUAGAUUUUUAGAUUUUAAUUAAAUUAUUAUGAACUUACCACACAUUUGGGACACAAUAAUGUGACGAGGUUUGACAUACCUUUGUCAAGGUUUUGAUUUUUCUGUAGAAUUUGAUGCGGUCAUUUGACUUGUCUGACUUGUGCUCACUGAUAUACGUCUGUUGUACAUGUUUUACCCAAGAUGCUUUGACAUUAUUUGCUUGAUUGUGAAUACUGUGGUAGUGGACUCGGUUUUGUAAGUGUAGUCUAUGUUUUGUUUUUUGAUAAAAUCAAACAUUCCCAAAUAAAACUGUUUGUUGUGAA
Pecten maximus is the source of this 7905-nucleotide messenger RNA. Its product is annotated as GRIP and coiled-coil domain-containing protein 2-like. Lineage: Eukaryota; Metazoa; Mollusca; Bivalvia; Pectinida; Pectinidae. The record is from RefSeq and is a predicted model, not a curated record. The transcript has 8 exons. Bases 269 to 2443 code for a protein of 724 amino acids.